Messenger RNA from Cylas formicarius (sweet potato weevil), 822 nucleotides. RefSeq lists its product as uncharacterized. The coding region runs from base 93 to 638 and encodes 181 amino acids. The transcript has 4 exons. NCBI's taxonomy places the organism in Eukaryota, Metazoa, Arthropoda, Insecta, Coleoptera, Brentidae. Gene Ontology annotation, molecular function: structural constituent of cuticle. The record is from RefSeq and is a predicted model, not a curated record.
CACCGUCAUUUCCAUCGACGGGGUGUGGUCUUACCUAUAAAUAGUUCGUUUUUCCGCCUGUUGCGCCACAGUUGUGCAGUGCUGUAGACAACAUGUUCGCAAAACUGGCCGUAUUGACCUGUUGCUUGGCCGCCGUGGCGGCUGUCUACAACGGACCCCUAGCGGGGGGCCGACCGGCCGACCUCUACCCCGCGGGAGUUAGCCCCCAGGCAUGCCCCAACUUCCCGCACUGCAGCAACCCCGCUGUCUCUGCCGAUCCUAAUACUCCUCUUAACAACAAUUGGGGAUCUCCUCAACCGCAGUGGGGACAACAGCAACAGUGGAACGGCGGUCAGCAAUGGGCCCAGAACAACUGGAACCAGGCUCCCGCCGUGCCCCAAGCAGGAAACUGGGAUCCCGCUAGCCAGACUCCCCUCGACAGGGGCGAAUAUGUAGGCGACGGUGACUACCACGGAGAAGGACUGUACGAGGCACUCGCCCCAGGAUACGAAAACCGUGGGGGCGGCGGAUGGAACCAGGGCAACCAGGGUCAAUGGAAUCAGGGCGGAUGGGCGCAUCAGUUGCCGGCAGGAGUGGGACAACCCGCUCAGCUUCCCGCCGGAGUGACCAACUGUCCAAACUACCCGAUAUGUCACUGAGCGCGGAGCCGGCUGACGACGUGUUGGUGCUAUAGUUUAAUUUCGUAAUCUGUAACCGAGAAGUCUGCAACUGACGUGUGGUGAUAAUGCGCUCAAAAAAAUUAAUAAUCCUAAUUGAAAUUUCAACGCGUGCGUGUGAGUGAUCCGACGAUGUUUAUAAGAAAUAAAAUGGUAAAAUAAUCGA